Molecule: messenger RNA, 5647 nt
Organism: Toxotes jaculatrix (banded archerfish)
Lineage: Eukaryota; Metazoa; Chordata; Actinopteri; Toxotidae
Gene: itga9
Product: integrin, alpha 9
Exons: 28
Coding region: 207-3299 (1030 amino acids)
Biological process (GO): integrin-mediated signaling pathway; cell-matrix adhesion; cell-cell adhesion
Cellular component (GO): integrin complex; external side of plasma membrane
Molecular function (GO): integrin binding
Source: RefSeq, a predicted model, not a curated record
AAGCUGACGCACCGUUAUUUACCGGACCGUUAACUUUGCUCCUCCAGCUUUUCCUCAUGUCAUCACAGCCUACAUGUUGUGCUAAACCAGGGAAAAAUACAUGAAAGAUAGUUUUGUAACACUUUGACCACUGAAGUGCUCCUGAUUGUGUUGGGUUUUUUUUUUUCUUCUUCUACUUUUUGGACACUUAAACCGCGUUAUUACGCAUGAUGCGCAAAGGGAUGGCUCCUCUUCAGAGACAAAGAACAGGAGUACAAAAUGUUUUUUAUAUCUGUCUCUCCAUUUCACUGGCUUAUUCUUACAAUAUAGACUUAGAACAUCCUUUGGUGUUCCGCGGACCAAAUUCUAGUUUUUUUGGCUAUUCUGUGCUGGAGCAUUAUCAUGACAACACACGCUGGGUAAUAGUAGGGGCUCCGAGGGCGAACUCUACCUACAGUAGCUCUGUGCACUCUCCUGGAGCUGUAUAUAAGUGUCGAGUUCACAGCAACCCAGAGCGCCGCUGCACAGAGAUGGAUCUGGGAAGAGGAAACAAGCUCAGAGAGUCGUGUGGGAAGACAUGCCAGGGAGACAGGGAUGAUGAGUGGAUGGGGGUCAGCCUGGCUCGCCAGGACAGAGCCAACGGCAAAAUACUGGCCUGCGCUCACCGCUGGAAAAACGUCUACUACGACUCAGAGCAUAUCCUUCCACAUGGAUACUGCUCCAUCAUUCCUCCAACGCUUCAGGGGAGGACCAAACCGCUCAUCCCUUGUUAUGAAGACUAUAAGCAGAAGUAUGGGGAAGAACACGGCUCGUGCCAAGCCGGGAUUGCGGGAGUUUUUACGGAGGAGCUGGUGGUAAUGGGGGCACCAGGGUCAUACUACUGGACUGGGACGAUCAAGGUAUACAACCUGACAUCCGACUCGUUCUACAGCCCGAACAAGGAAGACGUCGACUCCCACAGAUACAGCUACCUUGGCUAUGCCGUGACUGCGGGACACUUCUCCUCUCCUAAUGUAAUCGACAUAGCUGCAGGGGCGCCUCAGCACAGCGGCAGUGGAAAAGUUUACAUUUUCAAAAUCGAUGGCGUGUCUUUGGUGAAGAGUUUUCAAGCCUCAGGGAAAAUGAUGGGCUCUUACUUUGGCUCCUCAUUGUGUGCAGUUGAUCUGAACCAGGACGGCCUGUCGGACCUGCUGGUGGGGGCACCCAUGCACAGCCAGCUCCGGGAUGAGGGCCAGGUGUCUGUGUACCUCAGCAAGGGCAAUGGGGUGAUGGAGGACGGUGGCGUUUUGACCGGUGACAAUGCUUUUAAUGCACACUUUGGAGAAUGCAUUACUGCAAUUGGAGACAUAGAUGACGAUGGUUAUCAAGAUGUGGCCAUCGGAGCACCUAAAGAGGACGACUAUGGAGGAGCUGUUUAUAUCUACCAUGGUGAUGCCACAGGAAUCAUCAGCAAAUACUCCAUGAAACUGUCUGGGCGCAGUGUAAACCCUGGUCUGCAGAUGUUUGGCCAGUCAAUCUCCGGCAACGUGGACAUGGAUGGCAAUGGUUACGCAGAUGUUACUAUUGGAGCUUUCAUGGCAGAUAGCGUGGUGCUGCUGAGGUCCCGGCCUGUCAUUACGGUGGAUGUGUCCAUCUUCCUGCCCGUCUCCAUCAACAUCUCUGUGCCACAGUGCCACGAGGGCCACCAGAACCUAAACUGCUUCAACGCCACCGUCUGCAUGCGCUUCCGGGGAAGACAGCUGCCCGGACAGAUAGAGCUGCUGUAUAACUUGACAGCUGAUGUGGAUAAGCGACAGAAGAGCCAGCCGUCCCGGGUUUACUUCGUUCAGAGCGGAUCUCAGAUCAGCCAGAUGAGCCAGCAGCUCAACCUGGAAAUCAACAGGGAGGAGUGCCAGCGCUACACGGCCUAUGUAAAGAAAGAUGUGAAGGACGUGUUCACAGCCAUCACGUUCGAGGUGGCCUACAGCCUGGGGAAGCAUGUGCUGUCGGGACACCAGGAGCGAGACCUGCCCGCGCUCACUCCAGUGCUGCGAUGGAGGAAAGGAAACAAGAUCGCAGUGAGGAAUGAGACUUGGUUUGAGAAGAACUGCCUGUCAGACGACUGUGCUGCAGACCUGAGGCUUCAUGGGAAACUGCUGCUCUCUGGGUUGCAUAGCAAACCCCAUUUGGCCCUCGGAGGAGUGAGGAAUGUCUCUUUGAACCUGACCAUCUCCAACGCUGGAGAUGACGCCUACGACACCAACAUCUACUUCAACUUCUCCAGAGAGGUUUUCUACAUCAACUUUUGGCAGAAGGAAGAGAAGGGUAUUUCCUGUGAACUUGUUGAUUUGGACUUCCUCAAAUGUAGCGUGGGAUUUCCCUUCAUGAGAGCACAGACUAAGUAUCAUUUUGCAGUGAUUUUUGACACAAGUCAGCUCUCUGGGGAAAAUGACACAUUGCAGUUCUUAGUUCAAGCAAAAAGCGCCAAUCCUGAGCACAAACUCUCUGACAACAGUUUGGAUCUUUCCAUCCCUCUGGUUCAUGAGACUGACACAACUAUUACAGGUGUGGUGACACCAACCUCCUUCGUGUAUGGAAACUCCAUCGAUGCCUCGCGCUUCGUCCAGCUGGAAGACAUGGAGUGCAACUUUCAGCCUCUCAAUCUCACUUUUCAGGCCAUAAACAAGGGGCCCAGCAGGCUGCCUGGCUCCACUGUGGACAUUAGGAUACCCAACCGGCUGGCUGGCAGCGGAGCUGACAUGUUCCACAUCAUUGAAACACAGGUGGCUGAUGGUCGAGGAAACUGCACCCCUCACAAGAACCCGGCACCGUGCACCAUCCCCCAGGACAGAGAGAGCAUUUUCCACUCCAUAUUUGCCUUCUUCACCAAAUCAGGACGCAAAGUCUUGGACUGCGACCGGCCUGGAAGAGCGUGUAUGACAAUUUCUUGCAGUCUGGGUCCACAGUUAAAAGAAGAAGCUUUGAGCAUAGAUAUAAAACUUCUGCUCAACACUGAAAUUCUUAAGAAGGACAGUUCUUCAGUGAUCCAGUUUGUGACAAGGGGCAGUGUUCAAGUAAAUGACAGGGCAGUGGAGGUGCCAGAAGGCCUUCCAGAGGACAUUUCUCUGGUGUUCGAGGCGCUCCACAGUCAGGAGCCGAGGGGUUACGUAGUCGGCUGGAUCAUCGCCAUCAGUCUGCUGGUGGGAAUCCUCAUCUUUUUGCUGUUAGCUGUGCUGCUCUGGAAGAUGGGUUUCUUCCGUCGGCGCUACCGGGAGAUCAUUGAGGCUGAAAAGAACAGGAAGGACAGUGAGGAAAGCUGGGAUUGGAUGGAAAAGAACUGAGACUUGCAGUUGAUUGGGGGGGGGUCCCAGAGGAGCCGAUGCGAUUAGGGAUUGGGUCGGGAAGGAUCCAAUAGCAUGGGGUCUCGCAGCCCAGCCGCCCCAGUGGCACCAGACCCAUCAGUCUUCCAUAUGUGGAAGAGAAGAAUAUUCUCCAUAUUUUUUGGAGACUUGAUAUUUUUUUGUGGGCGGGGGUCCAGGAAACAGGCUUCUGAGGUGACAGUGUGGCUUGCCAGAGGACACUUGCUGUGGAAUUCAGCUAAUCUCAAAGGAGGUAACUCCCAGCCAGUGGAGCGUGGCUGUUGAUGGAGACCCACAUCUGUAUGGAGAUGUGAAGACGGAAUGAAUACUGGUGGACAACAAAACCCUCAGGGCUAUGUUACAUAGCAAAUUUAUUUUUAUACAUACACUUUAAGCCAUAUUGUAUAAAACUGGGCUUUGAGAAGGGCUGGGGUUUUGAAGGCCAUUAUAAACAUACUGGAUCUACAGUAUGUUUUCCUAAAAGCACUGAUGUUUGAUAAGAAUGAAUGCCUUGGCUCCAUAGCUUUACUUUUUAUGCCAAAGAUAUGUCCUGUACAGUAUAUGAUUGGAGUCAUUUGUAUAUUCAGUUCUUCCUGGGAGUGAAAGAUUGUAUCUUUUCUAUACUAUUUCCGGCUUACGAAUAUCUUUUUUACACAUCUGAGUGCUCCUCCCUCCCACAGAUCAUCAGACAGCGCAAAUUCUGUGCUUUACACCCACACACACACACAAUGAUUAAAACGCUGUGUCCUGAUGUCAUCCGCCAGUGUUUCAAAAGCUCUGAAGACCCAGAAAAAAAAGUGCCCUCUGAGGUCAUUAGGACCUCAUUCAGGAUGCGGUAAUCAGCAGCGCUGUUUAGUUCUCUAUUAACACUUUAUUUGCCAUGUUUCCUUUAUUAUCCACGCCUGAAAUGAAGAGGAUGGGUUGUAAACUAAACCGUAAAAGCCGCCAUUCACAUUUCAAGCUUUGUGACUUUCCAUAAGCAUUCCAUUUGUUCUGGUCAUGCUUUUAACCAAGUUGUUUGUAGGUGUUAAAGUGGAAGUAACCUAGGUGAUUCUGAUUGAUUUGCAUUUUAACUUUUAGUCUCAGCGAUGCUUUGAAUUAAGAAAUUCUUUAAAAGUGCAAUGUGCAGUAGAGCAAAUUAUCUGAAGCUGCUUUUGCAAGGAACUAUUGCUCAGGUAUGCAGCUGGCUUUUUUGAUGGACCCCCAAAGGUUUCCAGGUUUAAAAUGAAAGUAUCAUAGUUGUUUCUCUAGGAAGUGAUUCACUAUAUGUCAUGACAUAGGACCUGAUCAUGAUUUAUUUCCAAAACCUUUCCAGACUUCACCUAAGCAGGCUGCUCGAUUUUACUAUUAUAUUAUUAGGCUUUAGCGCGAAAUAUGAGAAACAUUACUCUCCACGGGCAGAUGAAAGUCUGUGAUGGGAGUCCACCUACAGUCAUUUACAGGGGCCCAUGGCAUGACUAAUGCCCCUAAAUAUAGGUGGGAAUGUGCUGCACUCAAUCACUACACAUAAACCAGCUCUUUGGGGCUCAUGGGAAAAGCUCAUUUUAAGUCAAUAUGGAGGAAUGUCAGCACCCUGAAAAACUGCCACCACUAAAGUCCAUGGCUCAUCAGUGCUCACCACACUUUUUACCCCACAAGAUCUUUUAAGUCUUUUAAAAGUUGGGCUAGAUUGUAAAUGAAAUUUUGCAGAACACAAUGAAUUCACUUUUAUUAUUUUAUCCCCAAAGAAGUAAGAAUUUUUAGAGCUUUGUCGCAAAAUAACGUGGAAAAAUACUUAAAUUAUGUUUCAUAAAGUAAGUUUUGAAGAAUGUGUCAGUGACCAUCAGGUGUAAAUGAAUUUUUAUUAGACCAGAUAUCAGUAGGUUAGGAUGAAACCCUGCAGUCUCAGGACUUCUGGGUACUUUUGCAGUAGACCGGAGUCAGACUGAAACGUGCAAUGCUAAAGAACAAAAACUAUAUUUGAAGAUUUCAGUGCUAAGUCACUUUACGGCUCACUUUGAUUGCUUAGCUCUCUAUUGUGUUGUAUGAAUCUUUUACUGAUCUAAUACACUUUAUCUUACCAUUUAAAUUCCACUGGCAUGAUGGCAUAUACUGUACACAUUCACGUCUUCCCUCUGCAUCUGUUAAACCGAUGCUAUACCUGUAUGCAGAGAAUCCGACACUUGACAUUUUUGGUAAGUUUUAACUGUGAUGGUUAUAUUUUGUUUGUACGUUUGUUUGUUGUCAUCGUUAAUCUCACCGUUAUUUGGGGUUUUGUUCUGAGUAUACUACUGUCACUGAAUAUCAUUUCCAUUAUAGUGUGCUGUAUGUUUGAUGUUUAAAGUCAUGUU